Acanthoscelides obtectus is the source of this 4122-nucleotide messenger RNA. The record is from the annotation of a GenBank genome assembly. Lineage: Eukaryota; Metazoa; Arthropoda; Insecta; Coleoptera; Chrysomelidae.
GCUUCCGGUUGACGUUGGAAACGGCUACUUGAUUUUAGGAGGGUCAAUAUGAAAUUAAUUACAGUGGUUUGUGUUCGGAAAAUAAUGUGAGUGAAUAGUGAUAGCUGUGAUAGCGGACUAUAAUAAUAGGAGGGUGAAACACCAUUUUUCCAAAAUCAAUAUGGAGUGUCCGAUUUUUGUGAAGUGCAGUGUAUGAAAUGAUUAACAUUCUUUUAUCGUACGAAUAGUCAUAUACAAUUUUAAUGAUUCAUACUUAAACUGGUGAUUGUGGUUUGAAGAGAAAUCGAUUAAGAUUACUGUUGGAUUUUUUGUGGUUGGUUGCGUCAUCUAUUGACUGAUGCCAAUGUUAACCUACUCAUCGUCCAGCCCUCCAGAAAUGGAGUGGUCUCCCGAGGGAGAGAACACUGACGUCAGCAAUACGUCAUCCCCGAACGGAUCAAGGACAAUCCACAAUCAAGACCAUGAUUCGCUCUCUGACGACGACGAUUUUUCCGAUGAGUUGUCAAUCAUUGAUAGUGACGAGGAGAAAAGGAUUGAUGCGCGGUUCUCGCAUCAUCAACAUAUGAUACAGGCUCCCAUGGAGGUCCAAACAAGAGGAGUCGUUAAAAAGAUAUGUACAAAUAGUCGAGAAAGGUGGCGUCAGCAAAAUGUCAGUGGAGCUUUCGCUGAAUUGAGAAAAUUGGUGCCAACUCACCCUCCCGACAAGAAACUUUCCAAAAAUGAAAUACUUCGAAUGGCAAUCAGAUACAUCCGCCUCUUGACCAACGUCUUGGAAUGGCAGAAAACGCACGCCGGCCCAAUCCAAGUCAACAUCAAAUGCGAACAAGACAGCCUAUCGAUCCAAAGGAACUCUUCUUUCAUACCGAGUUUGCAUACCCUGAGAACGCGGGCCAGAGUACGCAGAAACGUUCAUUCUUUUCCUCUUUGUGACAGGAACGCCAACAAUCUGCUUAUGAUCGCUCCCAAUAAUCAUCUACCUAUUAGGAGGGGACAGUUCAUGAUUGAAUUUACUGGGCCUACUAGUCAACAGGUCAAGAUUGAAAGUAUAGAUGGGAAGGAAGAAGAUGAGGAUAGAGAAAACGAAGAACGUUGUAAGAGGAAGAAAAAGUGAAUUGUUCUUUAUGUGUGAUACUAUAGGAACUAUAAAAAUAUGGAAGAUUGGUUAUUGGCAUGGGCGCCCAUUGGGAGGGGGCAAGGGGAAUUCUGCUUAGUGAAAUAUUCUUAAAUUCUCAAUAAGAUAUCCUUGGGUAAGAAGUGGAAUAUCCCAACAUGCAACCCCCCCCUCGUCUCCAAUUGUCACUAAUGGGUUGACUAGUUCUCAGCAUUUUUUUUGGUCCUGCACAACCUGUAAACCAAACAUGCCCCCCCCCUGGAUUUUGCUAUAUGGGCGGUCAUGGUCAUUGGUCAUUAAAAGAUAAGGUUUACCCGUUCGUUUCAGAUUCUGAAAUACUUGUUCUAUUUUUUUUAUACUGCAGUACAGCACUGUGUUUUAGAAGCAUUAAACUGUACAAGAUUGUUGUCUCCCCAGCAGUGGGUUGACAGUACAGGAAAGGAGACCGUUGAUAUGUAAGAUGAACAGUAUUGGAGCCAAGACCGGUCACUGGGGAAUACCCGCGUUGACGUUGUGGGAUGUAGAGGAGAACCCGUCAAUUACGACGGAUAUAUUGCGGUCAGAGAUAAAGUCAGCCACCCAUCUGCGAAGCCUUACUGGAAGGCCAUAGGAUGGAAGUUUGCUUAAGAGGGCAGCGUGCCACAGCUGAUCGAACGCUUUCGUGAUGUCAAGAGCGACGACAUGAGCCUCACCAUAAGAGUGGAUGAGUUUACUCCACAAUUGCGUGACGUAAGCUAGGAGAUCGUUGGUGCCGGAAACCAUACUGCCUGUCGCUAAUCAAGCUGUGACGUUCGAGGUAGCAAAUUUCCAGUUUUCUGGCAAGGUGCCGGAUUUAUAAGAUAUCUGGAAGAGACGCGAAAGAACUGGAGCAAGCUCCGCUGUACACUUUUUCAGUACAAUGGCAGGAAUCAAGUCUGGACCAGAAGCUUUGUUGAUGUCGAGCGACAAGAGCACUCGUCUUACGGUAUUAUGCCUGAAUGGUACCUCUGGCAUAGUGUAGGGAACCCUUUGACGGCACUUGGGCGUUGGGGGCGGGGGACGUCCAUGGUGGAAUUGGCAGCAAAGAUCUUGGCUAGCACUUCCGCCUUGGUCUUUGAGUCGAAUACAAUCGUUCCAUCCUGACACGUAAGUAGUGGAAGGCUACUGUGUGAGAAGUUCUUUUCAUUCUUUUCAAUCUGCUUGGCCAGCGUCCAGAAAGACCGACAUUACCCUGUGCCUAACUUUUAUAUUGUGCUGGUUUCUGGCAUUGCGAACCGCUUCGUUAUAUUUAUUUCUGGACCCGACGUCGACUUGUCUGUUCUCUACAGUGGGGUUUUGUAAGAAGAUUCUGUGUGCCUUGAUCUUCUGCUGGCGAGCAGUGUCAAAUGAUUUGUUAAACCAGCCGUUGGACCCUGGUUUAGGCACUUUCACUGUGUAAGGGAUGUAUUCUUCCAUUCCGACGUGGAUAAUUUCGGUUAUCGAAGAAGAAGUUUUCUGGGAAGAUAAGAUAUUUGGAAGAGACGCGAAAGAACUGGGGCAAGCUCCUUUGCACACCAGUCCGGACCAGCUUUGUUGACGUCCAGCGACAAGAACACCCGUCUUAUGCCUGUGUGUUACUUCCCGCAUAUGAAACUUUCUAAAUAAGUGUGAAUCUAGGGGGUUAUGAAUAUCGAGUUCCUUCAAAAUACUAUAGUCAGAUUGAUGAAGAAGGUUAGUAGUUAUAGGUUAACUUUUGGGGCAAUCGAGCAAUGUGCGAUGUAUGAGGAUAAGUAAAGAUUUGGUAUAUGUAUUUUCCAUAUUUAUAAAUAAUUCACGUAUGCUUUAUAAUCGCUGAAGCUGUAGGAUAUACAGGGUGUCCGCAAAGUUGAGGUUUUCCUUUUCAGAAACAACUACCCUUGAAAUAACAAACGUAAUGUGUAGUGAAACUAGGGCGACCAAGUAAAAACAAAAAUAAAGAAGUACUCACUCUCCAGUUGACGAGAAGGGCUAAGUACGUCUCUGCCCGAAAUCAUACCGCUCCAACAGAAAAUGAAAUCAGCUGAUGCGCUACCGAGUAGACGCCGGCGGUGGUGCAGACCAGUAGACCAGGAACAGAGGUAACAAAUAUGACCAUGGUGCAGAAACCACAUUGACUGUCUUACACUUAAUGGCACAUCUUCUAACAACAAAAUGUUGCGUAAGAAGUCUAGGUAUUGCAUCCCGUCCAAUCGAUUUGGGAGAAUAAAUGGUCCAAUGAGCAUACCGUUCACCAUGCCAGCCCAAACAUUCACCGAAAAUGUUUGUUGAAACGGACAGCGUGCGGAUUUUCUACUGACCAAACAUGAGUGUUGCGAAAGUUAUUCACCCCAUUACGCGUGAACGUAGAUUCGUCUGUCACCAAUAUGCACUUCAAAAAGUCCGGAUUAUUGUCAUGUUGAUGCAACAACCACUCACAAAACCGCACUCUUGCUGGAAAAUCGUCAGGUUGAAGGGCUUGUACACGUUGGACGUGAAACGGAUACAACCCCUCUUCACGCAGCGUUUGCCACACUUUAGUUUUUGAUACUUGCACUUCUCUAGCCACGUCUCUAGAGCUUGUUGUUUUUUGAAACGCAAUCGAUUGGGUUCGUUUCCCUCUACACGCGUGACCGUAACCGUCGGUUGAAGGUUGCAUACUGACCUGAAACACUGACCCCAACCCCCGACCCAGUUCUGUCUUCGGGUUGAGCUAGUGUCCUAGUACCAGUCGGGGAUAUCGCGAGUCGCGGCUACAGGACGGUAUUCAGAUAUUUUUGAUGUUGCAGAGCCCUUUAUCUCGGUUCCCUUGAGACAUUGGUGUAUAUGGUACUAAGAAAAACUGCUUAUAUUUUCAAGAUCUACACGUCGUGUAAAGGAAAACCCCAACUUUUCGGACACCCUGUAUAGUCUAUACCAAACAUCAAACACAAGCUAAAACUAGAAUAGACAGUUUGACUCAAAGUACAUAACCGUUAUAUAGAUUCUUCUACAAUGAUUAAUUCCAUGUUAUAACAACUGUAAUACUGAAUAAAAAU